ACAAAAUGUGUAGGUUUUCGAAUCUGCUUUUCAGAGCCUUUCUGGCCCAGCUCAGAGAGGCUGAAGUAUGAAGCUCCUGAGAGUCCAGGGGUGUUUCAGCUUUUCUCUGGUGAUAUUUGUUGCUCUGAGCUUCGGGCAAGUCCUGGGGAGCCUCAUGGCCCACAGAGAGCUUCCAGUGACCUGCUUCUCCAUCCGCUCAACCAUUGUGUCCCACUAUGCCCACACCCAGGUUGUGUCUGUUAUGACCAACCCACACUUGGAGGCCCAGGAAGCCAUCUUUGACCUGGAUCUGCCUGGCCUGGCCUUCAUUUCCAACUUAACCAUGAUCAUCAAUGGCAAAGUCUACACAGCUGAAGUCAAAGAGAAGCACCAGGCUAAGAAAAUGUACGAGGAAGCCAAGAAACAAGGGUGGACCACUGCCCAUGCGGCCAGCCAAGAUGACGAGGUCAAGAAGUUCAAAAUUUCCACAAGUGUAGCUGUGGGUGGAGAGGUAACAUAUUUCUUGACCUGUGAAGAAUUGCUCCCUCGCCUCCUGGGAAAACACCAGCAUGCUGUGAGUGUCAGACCUGGCCGUGUACCAAAUCUCAGUGUGGAAGUGACUGUGUCAGAGAGGACAGGCAUUGACUACAUCCAUGUGCUGCCUGUGAGAACCAGCCAGAUGCUGACCAACGCCGUUAGAGGUGAGACUGACUUGCCAACAUCCACCAGGAUUGAAAAGAAGGAGACCUGCGCACGGAUCACCUUCACACCAACACCAAGUGAACAAGCUGCCUACUCCAGCCAGGGCAUUGUGGGGGACUUUGUGAUUCAAUAUGAUGUGACUAUGAAGGACGUCAUUGGUAAUGUGCAGAUCUACAAUGGCUAUUUUGUUCACUAUUUUGCCCCCAGAGGCCUACCUCAUAUGCAGAAAAACAUCAUCUUUGUUAUCAAUGUCAGUGGCUCUAUGACUGGAACAAAACUGAAACAGACUAAGAAGGCUAUGCAUGUGAUCCUGGGGGACCUGUACCCAGAGGACUAUUUCAACAUCGUGACCUUCUCUGACACUGUCCACUUCUGGAAGGCUGCUGGUUCCAUUCAGGCCAUACCCCCAAACAUACAAAGGGCCAAGGCCUACGUUGGCAGAAUGGAGGUGGGCAGAUGGACAGACAUGAAUGCAGCUCUCCUGGCAGCAGCCUCCAUACUGAACCGGAGCAUUGCAGGGCCCUCAGGAGAGGCUCGCCUGGUCAUCUUCCUCACGGAUGGGGAGCCCACAGCAGGAGUGACCUCACCUACCCACAUCCGACAGGCAGCCCUGUUUGGCCUAGCUUUGGGUGACGAUGCCAACCUGCCCCUUCUACGUCGCCUCUCACUGGAGAACCGAGGCACAGUCCAUUGCAUCCAAGAGGACCAGGAUGCUGCCCUGCAGCUCAAAGGCUUCUAUGACCGCAUCGCCUCCCCUCUGCUGUCUGACAUCCGCUUCCACUACCAGGCCAGGCAAGCUGGGAGGGCCAAACCAGCAGGGAGCCACUUCCCCAACUACUUCUGGGGCUCUGAGCUGGUGGUGGUAGGCCAGUUAGGUCAGGGAGAGCCUGAGUUCCAGGUACACUUGGAGGCCCUGGGCCCACACAACCACCUGCUCACAGCAUCCCAGAGUGAGGAGGCUGCCAGUGGCACCAAGUCAGCAUUUGGCUGCCUGUCCCAUGGGGAGCUAAGCCCGGGCCAAGGCUUCCUCCAGCGCCUUUGGGCCUAUGUGACCAUCCGGGGCUUGCUGGAAGCUCGCCUUGGGGCCAAUGACUCAGCCACCCGCAGACUGCUGAUGGAAAAGGCCCUCAACUCUCUGCAUUUCCAUUUUGUGAUGCCCCUGACCUCACUUGUAGUGAAGCCAGAGGAGGAAGCCAAAGGGGAGCAGGGCCCACCUCCAGCCCUGGCAGCCAUAGACCAGCCCACAGAUCCCAGGAAGUCCCCAAGACCUCCUACCCUUACUGGCCUCACUGAGCCCCUGCUCCAGGGGGCAAAAUUCACCACCACUUCACCUGGGCCCUCAUCUGCAGCCAAAGUGGGGAGCCCCAGGGUGAUCAAACAGAAUCUGACUCCACCUGUGCCUUGGGUGCACCUAACUCAUGGGGAAGCAUUGCCUGUGAAACCCACAGCAUCUUCAUUGCCCAAGACCGGCUCCUUUUCUCCUCCCAGAGUGGGCUCCAUCACUCACCUGACUUCUGUCACCCCAUCUCUCCUGACCUCCCCCCAAGCUGGAGCUCUAUUGCAUCUCAAACCAAGCAGUUCAUCUUGGUAUAAUCCUGGCUCCCUGGCUCCCCCUAGAUCCGGCUCCCUAACCACCCCUAAACCCAGCACCCAAAUUCACCCAAGUCCUAACAUCUUGUUAGCCUUUAAUUGGCCACUGAGCUCCCCAUCUCCUCCCAGGGCUGUUUCCCCAUCUCUCCCCAGAACUGACUCCUUGGUUCACCUAAAUCCUGACAUUUCAUUAUCCUCAUCUCUCCAAAAACAUGUUUCUCCAGGUCCCCCUAAACCUAGAUCCCACCCAAAUGUCAACACUCCAAACUCUAACUCUUCCUAUUUCCCCAAACCAAGCACCCUAUUUCCUCCCAAACUGGGUCAUCUUUCUUUCCCCAGAACUCGAGCCCCAUCAUCUCCCAAACCAAACAUCCUAUCCCAACACAAUCCAUCCUCCCCCAAAUCUAACACCUUGUCCCCCUAUAAGUCUAGCUCCCAGUUUCCCCCCAGACCUGGCUCCCCAGGUCCUCCAAAUCUGACAUUCAAUCCCCACAAACCCAGUUCCUCAUCUCCCCCUAAAACCCAAGUUCUGCCACAAUCUAACCCAAAUGUCCCAUCCCAGCAUACUCCCCCCAAAUGGGAUCUGCUAGCUUCCCAUGUGCUAAGCUCCCCAUCACUCCCUGGACCUUCCAUUCUGUUUGCCCAAAAUAUCACAGCAAGUCCCGAUUUUUCGAAGGCAUGGAACCCUCGCCCCUCAUCUGCCCUCCAACUUGGUUCCCCAUCUCUCCCCCAAACUGGAGAACUAUUGCACCCCAGUCUUCAUGUUCUUGCCCAGUCUAGUCCUAACUCCCAGUCUUCCCCCAGACCUGGUUCCUCCUCCCUCUCUAUCCUGAGCCCCCCACCUCCCCAUAACUUGAGCACACCUGAGAUCAUCAGUGUCCUCGUUCUCCCUGAGGAGCCAGGACAACUUCUGGAAACCCUGCGAGAUUCUGGAUUCUCCAAGUCCUUGCAGCCUCCAGCUAGCUACACCUUCCCCAACAGCCACAGCCAAGGGAACAGAUGUAGGAUUCAAGGUGAGCCUCAGAAAUCUCCAUCGGUUUUUACCUUCUCCUCUUCAGGACAAUUCCAGCACACGGAUCUCUUCGCGAAGCAAACAGUCAGUGGGGCUUGGCUAGAGAGGCCGAAUGGCCCCAACAUGCCUCUGGCCCCUGCCAUCCCAGGGAAGGCUUUGCUGUCUAGGGGCCCCUGCUGGAGGGUGAAGCGUCAGGAUGUGGAGAAGUUGCUGGGUAGACCCUACAGAGCCUUUGUCCUCUGAGGGGUGGCUGCUCCCUGCACAGAGAGAGAGACAGAGAGAGGAGCAUGUGCCAGGCCAGUCAGACCACCUCCAUCCCCUGGACCACCAUCUCUCUUCAGAGCCUGAUGGGACAGCUCAGGACCCUGAGCCCAAGGGCCUCAGGAAGAGCAGUGUCCCCCAGGCCACCAGCCCUGCUUCCAGGCCAGCCCUUACAGCCAUCAUUGAGCAGAAAUCCAUGUGGGAAGGGGGCCCACCUUCCUCAACACCACCAGCGACAACUGCUGAGCAACUGCAGGCAGAUACACAUUUACAGGACCCCUGAGAGUAGCAGCACUCUCACUGAUCCUGCUUUUACCCUGACCCUCAUGGCUGGCAUACAGAGGAAAGCAACUUCUAUGGAGAAGGGGCCAGCCAUCCCCACCAACUGCCAACCACCUGCCACCUACAGGGCAGGCAAGCCAGCCUGGCUGAAGCAGCCAGGCCCCCUGAGGGAGAAUAGGAGGCAGCAUGUGCCAGACCCCUGAGCCCAAGGGCCUUGGGACCAGCCAGGCUUCCAGCCCCGACCCUCAGCCAUCCUCCUGGGAAGCAAACCCUGGGGACAGCCAACUCCCUCGGGGGCUCCGGCCACAGCUCCUGAGGUCUCAGAAAGGGAAGUCCUGGCCAUGGUGCUCCAGUGGCUCCAGUGGCUCCACAGUGGAGCCUGUUGCCAUUCUACAGGUGACAUUAGAGAACAGGCCGGAGCACCUGCUUGGCUGCUCCACCCUAAGGACCCCGGGCCCUUGACUUCCAUCGGACUCCUUCCCCAAGUGUGGCCUCCCCCGUUAGAAUGGGGGCUCUUCGAGGGCAGGGACCGUCUGACUCUUCUGUUUGGAUCCACCCGGCUUGGCAUAGGGCUUGGCACACAGCAGGUGCUUAACAGAUGCUUCAUUCAUCUUCCUUCCUGAGGAGGCAAACUGGAUUUAAUGGGGAAAGGUCAGGAUUUGGAGUCAGAAUUACUUGCUACUUGGUGAUCUUGGACAAAUCCCUUCCCCUCCCAGGGCCUCAGUUUCCUCUUUUGUGAAAUUAAGAGCUUGUAUUAGAAGGCCUCUUCCUAAUCCUAUGAGCACAUAAGAUCUGGGUUCAAGGUCCACUACACUGGCUAAGGGGAAGUCACUACACCUCCUUUAACUUGUUUUCUCCUUGGGGCCUGGGGUUACCACAUGCAGCAGUUUGUAAAGACACUGUGCAAGAUCACAGAGCAACUGGGGGAGAAAGUAAAUUGU
Molecule: messenger RNA, 4767 nt
Organism: Phascolarctos cinereus (koala)
Lineage: Eukaryota; Metazoa; Chordata; Mammalia; Diprotodontia; Phascolarctidae
Source: RefSeq, a predicted model, not a curated record